Molecule: messenger RNA, 1630 nt
Organism: Patiria miniata (bat star)
Lineage: Eukaryota; Metazoa; Echinodermata; Asteroidea; Valvatida; Asterinidae
Product: bone morphogenetic protein 1-like
Exons: 6
Coding region: 416-1630 (404 amino acids)
Source: RefSeq, a predicted model, not a curated record
AGCCUUUUUUUCUUAGCCUUGAUUUCUGCUGCUACAACCUUACAUUUCAGUUUACUUGGGGAUUUUGAACAGGGCUAGAUUUGGAUAAUUAGUCCAGAAGUUUCCUCAGUACAUGCAUCACUUUUUGUGGCAGUGAACCACAGACAUUGAACACAAGGACAAAACAAGGAAAUCCUUGUGGGACAUCCCCCGAACUGUCUGCCAAUCAACUAUAACUUCCUUCCUCCACUAAAAGCCACAGGGUUUUUGUGGCAGCGUGCCAUUUGGCAUGUGUCAAUAUUUCCACCAAUACAACUUUUCUUGUGCGCCGACAGUCAAAAGUCGUCUUCGAAAUUGUGCUGCCAAGCAAAAAUUGUGACAUACCUGCUAUCAUUUCUCCCUGAUAAACCACAAAGUUUAUCACAUCGGGAAAAUCAUGUUUCAGUUAUUAUUCAAUUGCUGUCUCUUAGCCAGCUUUCUGUUCCUGACGACAGCAAAUGUUGGCAUGAUUAGACAUAUUCUGAAACGACAAACUGACACCUGUGCAAGUGAAUUGGUUGCUAGGCAACACGCCCAAUCGUUCACUAGCCCCGGCUUUCCAUCGGACUACCCCAACAAUGCAGACUGCAGUUGGAGGAUGAGAACGUCACCUGGCAACCAGAUCGUUGUCAGCUUUGUCUCAAUUGAUGUGGAGUUUGAACGGAAUUGCCAGUACGAUUAUCUCAUCAUCUACGAUGGUCCUGAUGACACAAACCCUCAAAUCGGACGUUACUGCGGGCGCGCCUCACCGGCAGACUUCACUUCAACCAGUCCGCAUGUCUUCGUCAAGUUCCGCAGCGAUUCUUCGGACACGGGGGGAGGUUUUGAGAUUCACUUUCGGGGAAUUGGGAACUUUGGGGGUGAUGGUGGUGAGGAUUUACAAGGUGUGGAUGGUCAAGGUGGUGACUUGGGAGGUGUUGGUGGUGGUUUGGGUGGUGGUGGGAGUUUGGGUGGGGGUGCGGGUGGGGGUGCGGGUGGGGCUGAUGGGGGUGGGGCUGACGGGGGUGGGGUUGGUGGGGAUGGGGGUGGUGUUGAUGGUGAUUUAGGUCAUGGUGGUGAUGAUGGUCGAGGUGGUGAACCAGACUGGAUUCAGAAUGGGGGGAUUAGUGGUGAUGGUGAUGCAGUGGUGAUCAGUGGUGACAACUCCGGAGGCGAAGUCGCGGUGCGAGCGGACAGCAACAAUGGCAACACAGAUCCUGCAGUGAAUGCAGACGAUGAUCAGCAGACUGUUGAAGUUAAUGGCUGCAAUCAAGUAUGGCACAAUGCUCGUCAUGGCGACAUCACUUCGCCGGGAUACCCUAGCCCGUAUCCUAGCAACGCUGACUGCACCAUAGUGAUCAACGCCCCGUCCAAUCAUCACAUCGACCUUACAUUUCACUCCUUUGAUCUCGAGGAAUUCUUCUGCGUCUUCGAUUAUGUUCUGAUAAAGGACAGCACUGCACGUGACGCUGAUCCUCUAGUGAGGCUCUGUGGCGCGGACCUCCCGGAUGACGUCCAGUCAACCACCGGUGUGUUAGUGAUUAGUUUCGUCUCUGAUGCUGCGGAUGAGAGGGGCGGCUUCCGUGCAUCAUUUGUGAGUCAAGCAAAACAUCCCUCGGCCAUACAAUGGUAA